Epinephelus lanceolatus (giant grouper) is the source of this 1869-nucleotide messenger RNA. It is a transcript of the gene chad, whose product is annotated as chondroadherin. Lineage: Eukaryota; Metazoa; Chordata; Actinopteri; Perciformes; Serranidae. The record is from RefSeq and is a predicted model, not a curated record. Gene Ontology annotation, molecular function: protein binding.
UGGAAACUUAAACCUGUACGCAGCAUGUCGAUUUUCUCUCUUUUUUUGUGACUGUCUGCACACGUGCAUGCACAAGAAUGUCAAAAAAGCAGCAAAAAGAGAGCGUCUUGUGUCGUCUUCCUGCUCAUUCAGGGUUAAAUUCUCACAGACACUUGACUUCCUCUUGCAAACCUCUCACUCCGACACCCUGGCAAGCCCUCCUCGUUUUUUUCCUCAAGUAAAUGUUAUAAAUAGUGCUGUGUGUUCUGUUGACCGCCAUCCUCCUCUCAAAGUGCAUCGCCCACCUUCGCUCAGUCAUUCACCUUUUCGCUUCUUCUCUCUCCAUCUGUUUCUCUUUCUGAGCACAAACACUUGAGUUCAACUUCUCUUCUUCUCUGCUUCUCUCUGAGGCUUUAACAGGAUUUUUCUGCUUGUUCUACACUCCACCAAGAUAUUUACAAGCUCUUCAGCAUGCGUUGUGUGAGUUGGUUAUUGCUGGGGACCUGUCUCCUGGUCCUGGGCCCCGCGGUGCAGGGAGCCCCGAGCCAGUGCCCCAGCCUGUGCCACUGCCAUGGUGACCUUCAGCACGUCAUCUGUGACAGCGUGGGGCUGAAGAAGAUCCCCCGGGUGUCGGAGGUGACCCGUCUGCUCAACCUGCAGAGGAACAACCUGGGCAGCAUUCCCACAGGAGCCUUCAGUGAAAGCAAGGGACUCAUCUCUCUGCACAUGCAGCACUGUCAGCUCCGAGAGAUCGGAUCCCAGGCCUUCAAGGGGCUGAAGAAGCUCAUCUACCUCUACCUGUCCAACAACGAGAUCAGCAGCAUCAAGCCCGGCGCCUUUGACGACCUCACCGAGCUCACCUACCUCUACCUAGACGGGAACCAGAUCAGCGACCUCAGCAAGGGCAUCUUCUCCCCCAUGAUCAACCUCUUCAUUCUGCAGCUCAACGACAACAAGCUGCGGGAGCUGCGGCCGGGGACUUUCACAGGCGCCAAAGACCUGCGCUGGCUGCACAUGAGCGGGAACGAGCUGACCACCCUGCACCCGGGUUCUCUGGACGAUGUGGAGAACCUCGCUAUACUUCACCUGGACAGGAACAAGAUGUCCACCUAUCCUGUUGCAGCCAUGAGCAAACUGCGAGUGGUGGAGGAACUCACGCUGGGGAGGAACCCCAUGAGGAUCAUCCCUGACAUCGCCUUCCAGAGCUUUGGCCGCUACAUGGAGAAACUCUACCUGGACAACAUGGGUCUGGAGAAGUUUGCUGAUGGUGCGUUCACUGGCGUCACGGCCGUCAAGUCACUGCACCUGGACAACAACAAGUUAAAGCUCCUUCCCAAAAGCCUCGAGUUUGGCACCAUCACCAACCUCACCCUCUCCAACAACCCAUGGAGCUGCACGUGCCAGCUAGCUCCACUGCGCAAGUGGAUGGACUCAAGCCGCAAUCGUCCAGAUGCAGUGUGUGCAUCUCCACCUCAACAGAAAGGAAAGCAAGUGAGAGACAGCACCGCCUUCAGUGGCUGCAGAGUCAAACCGAAGAGAGCCAAAAAGGGCACACGUCACUUGAGCAUGCAGCCGUACAGGAGACGCUGAGGAGGAGCCUGUCCAGGUGACUGGCUACACAUGCAACCAAAAGCAAUGCUAACUCAUUCUCCUUCAAGACUGUCCAACUAUUCAACUGACAAAUAUUGUCAUUGUGUAAACACAAACACGGUCGCAGAUACACUCCCUCUCUGUCUGUCUGCCUCUCUCACACCCAAACACACCAAGAGCUUCUCUUUUCACUCAUUCGAUCAGAAGGUGAAGACUUUAUGAAGUGGAAAUGUGCAACCUUCAGGUAACCACCAAAAUAAAAGAUGUGUGUGAGGAAACAAAGGCCACAAGAAGCAUGAA